Molecule: messenger RNA, 1746 nt
Organism: Exaiptasia diaphana
Lineage: Eukaryota; Metazoa; Cnidaria; Anthozoa; Actiniaria; Aiptasiidae
Product: 2-aminoethylphosphonate--pyruvate transaminase
Exons: 4
Coding region: 111-1370 (419 amino acids)
Biological process (GO): organic phosphonate catabolic process
Molecular function (GO): 2-aminoethylphosphonate:pyruvate transaminase activity
Source: RefSeq, a predicted model, not a curated record
UCUUUCUUCUGCACUAUCCUUGGAUUUGUCUUCGUUUACUUCGUUACUUUCGUAUUUCUUCAUUUAUUCCUUAAUAUCUUCGUACUUCGCUCUAGCUAGCUCCUAUAAACAUGGCAUUACGUCUAGGAUUAGCUACCUCUUGUCGUUUUGCUCGAAAGCAAGCUCACGGGACGUUGCCAAGAGUGUUUCGUGUGGCACGAUGUUCAUCAGCUGUUUCGGAUGCAAACCUCCAGUUGCCUGUAAAGGACAAAAAGCUCUUCACCCCUGGUCCUCUUGGGACAUCAUUUGAUACAAAGAAAGUGAUGAUGAGAGAUGUUGGWUCRAGAGACGAAGACUUUGUUAACUGCGUUCAAUUCAUAAGGCGUAAACUGCUUGAAGUUGCUGGGGCUUCUCCUAAAGAGUACACAGUGAUACCAGUUCAGGGCAGUGGAACAUAUUCUAUUGAGUCAGUAUUGACAACAGCCACACCUAGGGAUAGCAAUGCAAAACUACUGAUAGUUGUCAGUGGUGCUUAUGGAAAGCGUAUGGUGAAGAUAUGUGAAAUUGCAGGCAUCAAUGCAAUUGUACUUGACGGACCUGAGGAUCAAAAAGCCGAUGUUCAUGCUGUAGAGAAAGUCCUUCAAGAAAACCCAGAUCUCAGUGGUGUAUGCAUAGUACAUUGUGAGACAACAUCUGGUGUUAUUCACCCGGUGGAAGCAGUUGGCAAACUUGUCCAAAAGUACACACCRAAUGCAUUUUUCUUUGUUGAUGCCAUGAGUAGUUUUGGUGCAAUUCCACUGAACUUAGAGAAUGCUCGUGUUUCAUACAUGGUUAGUUCUGCCAAUAAAUGYAUAGAGGGUGUCCCUGGGUUUUCCUACAUCAUUGCUAAYACUGMUCAYUUGAUGAAGUGUAAGGGACAGGCAAGAACUCUGUCUCUUGACUUUGUUGAUCAGUAUGAGGUUUUAGAGAAAACAGGACAGUUCAGGUUUACUCCUCCAACACAGUCAAUGCUGGCAUUUAGAAAAGCUUUACAAGAGCUUGAUGAAGAGGGUGGUGUUGUAGGACGAGCAGAGAGAUACAUGGAUAACAGACACAUUCUACGAGAUGGUAUGAGGAAAUUUGGUUUCAAAGAGUUUCUGGAUGAUACCCAUGAAGGMUAUAUUAUCACAUCAUUCCACUAUCCAAAGCAUCCCAACUUUGACUUCUCAGACUUCUACAAGCGCCUCAGUGAAAAGAAUCAAGUAAUUUAUCCAGGCAAAGUCACCAAAACAGAUUGCUUUAGGAUUGGUAACAUUGGUUAUCUGUUUCCCAAGGAUAUGGAAUACUUACUAAGUUGUAUUGAAGAAGUCAUGAAAGACAUGAACAUCCCAUUGCCGCUAGAUGAGCAGUAAAYUAGGACCAAGCAUGGAUAAGUAGAAUAUAGAUUGACUCAGGUAUUCAAGUGUCAUGAAGUACUGUAUUUCAUGCUUUUAGAGUACCUACUGAUUUGUUUACCUUAAGCCAUAGCAUCAAACAUGCCAAGUCRUACUUUUCAGAAUCUCUAAAGAUCCUCGGUUAUUACCAUAUAAACUCUAUUAGUACUUUAGUUAGUAGAAAUCCAAAUAAUUUAUUAUUCAUUGAUUCAGUCAAUACUCAUUAAUUAAUAUAAGCAUCCAAGUGGAAUUGUGUAAAAGGUAUAAUUAGAUUUAUUGUAAUUAUCUKUUGUUUUCUCAAGGGUCAUGUAAAUGUGGAAAAACAAACAAAUAAAAUUUGAUUUUUUUAGGAGUA